Molecule: messenger RNA, 1496 nt
Organism: Mercurialis annua (annual mercury)
Lineage: Eukaryota; Viridiplantae; Streptophyta; Magnoliopsida; Malpighiales; Euphorbiaceae
Product: IAA-amino acid hydrolase ILR1-like 5
Exons: 5
Coding region: 100-1365 (421 amino acids)
Biological process (GO): auxin metabolic process
Cellular component (GO): endoplasmic reticulum
Molecular function (GO): IAA-Ala conjugate hydrolase activity
Source: RefSeq, a predicted model, not a curated record
AAUAUCAAGUAACUUUUUCUUCACCUAACUCACUAUAAAGUCAACCUCUACAAUGCUAUUGCUACGUUGCUAAAUCUGGAAAGUCCAAAGCUACAUAUUAUGAUGUCCAAAUAUUCACUUCUCUUUCUGAUCUCCAUUUAUGGAAUCUACUGCAGUGAUCAUGACAUGCACCAGAUUUUAAGGUCAGCUCAAGAACAUAAAGAUUGGUUAGUGUCGAUUAGAAGAGAAAUCCAUGAACACCCAGAGCUUAGAUUUGAAGAAUACAAUACGAGUGCUCUUAUUCGCAGUGAACUUGAUAAGCUUGGGGUAUCUUAUGAAUACCCAGUUGCUAAAACUGGCGUUGUUGCUCAAAUUGGCUCCGGCUCUCGUCCUGUUGUUGCUCUCAGAGCUGACAUGGAUGCUCUCCCCUUGCAAGAGCUGGUUGAGUGGGAAUAUAAGAGCAAAAUUGAAGGUAAAAUGCAUGGAUGUGGACAUGAUGCUCACACCACAAUGCUUCUUGGUGCUGCUAAGUUGCUUACUCAGCGUAAACACAACCUUAAGGGAACCGUGAGACUUCUUUUCCAACCAGCUGAGGAGGGAGGUGCUGGCGCAUCUCAUAUGAUAAAGGAAGGUGCACUAGGCGAUGCUGAAGCAAUAUUUGCAAUGCACAUUGGUACUCAUUUACCCACUGGGAUCAUAGGAUCGCUGGCAGGUCCACUUGCAGCUGCCGUGUGCUUCUUUCAUGCUAAAAUUGAAGGCAAAGGUGGUCAUGCUGCAGAGCCUCAUGCUAAUACAGAUCCAGUACUUGCUGUAUCUUUUGCAAUUUUGGCUCUGCAACAGCUUAUUUCGAGAGAAAUUGAUCCCCUCCAAAGUGAUGUGCUAUCUGUUACUUUUGUUAAAGGUGGGACUGCUCUGAAUAUAAUUCCACCGUAUGUUGAAUUUGGUGGCACUUUGAGGAGCCUUACGACUGAGGGUUUGCAUCGACUCCAGCAGAGGUUGAUACAGGUUAUUGAAGGCCAAGCAGCUGUUCAUAGAUGUACUGCAUAUGUCGACCUAAAAGAAGACGAAUAUCCAAUGUAUCCUGCUGUCGUAAAUGAUGCAAGAUUGCAUUCCCAUGUUCAGAGGAUCGGUAGUCUUCUUCUCGGUUCGCAGAAUGUCAAGACCAAUAUCAAGGUGAUGGCUGGCGAUGACUUCGCUUUCUAUCAAGAAAUGAUUCCUGGAGUCAUGCUCAGCGUCGGAAUCAGAAAUGAAAAAAUAGGUUCAAUACAUUCGCCACACUCGCCUCACUUCUUUCUCGACGAAGAUGUUCUUCCCAUUGGAGCUGCAUUAUUCACUGCCCUUGCAGAGAGUUAUCUGAAUGAGCAUCAACAAUCUUCUAUACAAUAGACAGCUAAACUAUAGGAGCACAGUGAGUGAUUCAAGGAAGUAAAUCAUAAAUAGUAAUGUGAUAUAGGGGGUGUGCAAAAAUAAAACCAAACUAUAUUUGACGUUGCAACAGGAAUGAGAAUACUUUCCUA